GGAAGGGGGGUGCUGAUGGCGGCGGCGGCGCAGGGCGAGGGGCGGGGCGCAGCGCCCCUGUGCUGCCAUGGCCGCCUCCCCCUGCCCGCCGCCCGCCUUAAAUACUAUGGGGCGGCCGCAGCUGCGGCGGGAGCUGCCGCCGAGCGCACCAUGCGGGCUGUCAUCGCCUUGGCCGCGGCGCUGGGCAGCCUGCUGCUGGCCGCCUGCCUCCUGCGCCUGGGCGGCGAGCGGCCGCUCCGCGCCAGGGGCUUGGAGGAGGAGGCGGAAGGAGCGCCCGGCACGCCGAAAGUGGUGCGAGCCCUCAGAGCCCCCCCGCCGCCCUUUCCUCGCACCGGGAACAGAACAACUGCUAAUAAAAAUGGAAUUUACCAGUUUGAACAGGCUUCAAAGUGUAAGGCGAUUCAGGACAAUAUUUUAUCAUCAUCAAUCAAGAAGAAAAGAUAUUCAGAAGAUUAUUAUCUUCACAUAGUCAAAAAGCUACAGAACUGCACGUGGAUAAGGAGACCAGAAGAAUCUGCAAAAUUCAGGUCAGAGUUGGCUUCCUGCUGUGAUGCAGCUCACAAUUUUAUUGCUUCUCAAAACAACACCCCACUGGGAAGUAACAUGAGUUAUGAAGUGGACAGUAAAAAGACCAUCCUUAUUACAGAGGACAUUUAUAGGAUGCUGCCUGUGUCCCCUCCUCUCUCGGUUUAUCCCUUCAAGAACUGUGCAGUGGUUGGAAAUGGAGGCAUUCUGAAAAAUUCCAGCUGUGGAGCUGAAAUCGAUCGUUCUGACUUUGUGUUUAGGUGUAACCUCCCUCCAACUACAGGAAGCAUUAGCAAAGAUGUUGGCAAUAAAACAAACCUUGUGACUGUUAAUCCAAGUAUCAUAGCUCAGAAAUACAACAAACUAAACGAAAAGAAGACAGAAUUUGUGGAGAACAUCGCAGUCUAUGGAGAUGCUUUCCUCUUAUUACCAGCCUUUUCCUUCAGAAGCAACACAGCCACUUCUUUUAAAGUCUAUCACACUCUGCAAGAGUUCAAAGCAACCCAAAGGGCAAUAUUUUUUCACCCCACCUAUCUGAAAAGUCUUGCCCAGUUCUGGAGAACUAAGGGUGUGAAAGCCUAUCGUUUGUCAUCUGGUUUUAUGAUCACUAGUGCUGCUGUUGAGCUGUGUGAGAAUGUGAAGCUUUAUGGCUUCUGGCCUUUCUCAAAAUCCACAGAGAAGAUGCCAAUCAGCCACCACUAUUAUGACAACCAGCUGCCUAAACCAGGUUUCCAUGCAAUGCCCAAAGAAUACAACCAGAUCCUUCAGCUUCAUGGCAAAGGCAUUUUGAAGUUGCAGUUUGGUAAAUGUGAAUCAGACUAAAAAGGGUGAUGAUGCUAAGGAGACAAUUUGUGUAUCUCAGCAGCUUGGUGUUGGAUUUGAUCCGAUGUGAUUUCGUGAGCAUUAAACUGCAUUAUUACAAUAGAGAAAUAUUUUACACUUGGGGAGAAAAGAAAGUGAUUUUUCACACGCUGACUGCUACAUUUCUGAAUCUCGAGUAAUCUUUUUUUUUAAUACAAAAUAGCAUUUGUCUGGUAAAUUAUGGAACUCCUUACUAUUGUUUUAAUUGUAGCAAAGCACAAGCUCAGGAUGGUGGCAAUGUGACAUUCAUCAUGUUUUGCUUCUUAAAGCAUUACUAAAAUAUUUUGAUGUAAGAUCUGCGAUUUUGUUACUAUCCCAUAAUACAGGCAACAGUCUCUGUAUGGUAGCUCCGUGAGUUGGCAGUGAACACUUCCAAUUAAGAACUGGAUCCUGUAACGGCUAGCAUUUGUCUACAUGAGAAAGGUGAUGAGAAGAGCAAUGGUGGAGUACUUAAUUCAGAGCUAAGUCAUCCUUAGUUUGUCCCUGGGUGCACAAAUGAAAAAAGUUCCUCAGGUUAGAGAUAGUAAAGUAGUUUAUGUGCUUUAAUUUUGUGGCCAAUAGAUAAUGCUGUGGAUUUAAUGGGAUCGCUCAUGUGAAUGAUGUUAAUUUUGUGAACAACUGUGUGAAGGACCAGAGAUGUGUAAUUAUUUUCAAACCCCUUUUCCUGCUCCUGUUCCUGUCUAAGGUCCAGCUCAGCUCCAAAUGAGGACAAUAAACCAGGUUUCAUGCUGCAGUCCCCAGAGUCCUGGUAGGGCAUGACUUUGCACACGUUCCUGCAAUCCCAGAUCUAUAUCUCUGCUGACACACGAGAUGGACCAUUCACUAGAAAAAUGAUCUGUACCAGCCCUAGCAGUUUUUCUGUUUUUUUUUUUUUUUCCACCUAGCAUAACACCUUUCUCUAUGUGACCACAGAUAAAGAAACUGCAUCGAGCAUUAUUAGAAGAAUAUUCCCUUUAGAGUCAACUCUCGUACCAGGCCAUAUAAGAAAGAAAAUUACAGUUACUUAAUUCAAACCCCAUGCAGUUCUUGUGCUUGAAGUUUCUAUACGGUCCAGUGGAGCAACAUCCUGCAAAAAACAAAAGUGAAAUAAAGAACCACAUUAACAUUUAUGGGCGCUACAACAAGCAGUUGUUCCCCUAGCUGUAGCAGCUUGUAUAUUUCUGCUUAUAUUUUUUACUGUGGUGAAAAAAAAAAAAAAGAAAAAAAAGUGGUAACCUGUUUCUGUUACAAGAAGAGUUUCAGUGGUUUUUUUGAGACUCAAUGAUCAGUUCAAAGAUAAAGUGUCCUUCUUAUCCUUUCACAGUCAGAUACUGUCAGGUAUUUUCUUUACUAAAACUCAUUUUACCACAGUAGCACUAAAUCCCCAGUCAACUGAUAGUUUACAGAGCAUUCAAUUUUCCACUCAUUGAGGAUUAUUUAUGCCCCCCCCCCCAAAAAAAAAACAACAAACCACAACUGCUUAAAUGUAUUGAACCUUAUAAAAGACAUUUUUAGGCUGAUACCUUAUAAGAGCAUUUCUAUAUUGAUGUAAUAUUUGAAAGUUUACCUUGCAGCAGUUUUAUAAUCACAGAAAUAAUCCUAAAAAUGUUAGAAUCAAUCGUUAUCGUUCCCGUUCUGUUAGCUGAGAAAUAUUCAGCAUUUUGAGCCAUUUCCAAAUAAUGAUAUCAGAAUCUAAUAGCACCCCACUAAUACACAAGUGGACCUCUGAAUAUCAGUAGGGCUUUUACCAGAAACAAAGAUGUCAUAAUUGAGCCGCUGGUACAGCUGUGUUACCAGCUGGUGACUGAAAAAGGCGAGCACAAGGGUUUGAUUCAUUGUGAUCUGUUACUGUUCCAGCGCCACACGUCCACAUUUUGUCCUCACUAGCAGUGAAAUUUGUGCCAGUUUCUGGCCACGGGCAUCUGUCACUUGUGCAGAGAGCUGGCUGCUGUAAGACCUCGCAUCCACGUUACAAGUGUGGUGGAUGAUUGCCUACUGCAAGACCCCAAUUAAGAGAUAAAGGACAAAUUUGCUCCAUCCAAAUUUGCUCCAAGACAAAAUCUGGACAAGACAAAUAAAAGACCAGUUUUCUCCAAGAACUUUUCUUUGCUGUAAAUCACUCGUGUGGACUGUACCUGAGCGUUGGUAACUGGAAGGUGUGCAAAGUGAUGUACUUCGUGUGAUGCAAAUAGCCUUGGUUGAGAGCCACCUCAUAUUUCCUCCAGGAGUCAAAGACGUACCUGUGUUCAGGCAAGGACUGUAACUUACCCCCACGUAGUGCAGAGCAAUGAGAUGAUCUUGGCUGUCUGUGUAGCUUUUCCUCCUUCUUGCUGAGUUCUGUUCAGCCUAUGGAUCAUUAUCUCAAAAGGCUCCACAGGUAAUUUUUAUUCAUUCCCCUUAUUUUCUUCCAUCCUGGCUGGCUCCACCUUUGAGCUCAGUGCAGGGAGAGAUCAGUGCCACAUAUGUAGCAGGAUUUGGGAUUGGACUGUCCCUAUAAAGAGUUUUGGGGUUGAAACUACCGUUCUGUUUCGAGGCAAAAGAGUUUGCUAACACAGACGUACAGCUGGCCUCAGUCCUCGAAACUAUUUCUUGCCACGUUUACCAGUGCAGACCUUGUGCCCAGGUAAGAGCUCCAUUUCCUUUGAGAUUUGCUGGUUGACACCUGUAGCUGCAUGGCAUGAAAUUUUUAGGUAAGCUGUAAGAAGCACCUGUCAGAGCCUCUGUUUAGUCGUGUGGCAGUUGCAGCAGACCCCAGACCAGUCUUUAUAGCCCUCGACUCUUCCUGUGCUUUGCAUGGCAGUAGAAGCAGUACCCUACGUGGCAGGAGAGGGGCUGCAAGCCCACUCAGCCCUGUAGCCACCUCCCACUCACGCCUUUGGGUGAGCUACAUGGUCUGACUUCCAAAAAUUCAGACAUCUUUUAGAGACUGAGACAGUCUCACAUGGUAUCUACAACAAUUGCAAGUGUUUGUAUGUGCUUAGAGGUGAUGCAUAGGUUAUAUCAUUGAGUGCUCAGAUUAAAUUUGAUGAACUACUCAGCAUGACUAAAGUGCAAAGCCUGGUUUUGUGUAAGUAGAGAAGUGGAGAAGUGUGUUGGAUAGCACCGUAUUACCUUAUGUCAGUGAAUAAAUGUGUGCUGUGUGCUCUGACACACCACAGAGCUGAAGUUACUGUGUGUCUGGGCUAUUUCUGUGCAGCUAUGUUAUUUAUAACACACGUAUAUUAGUAACUAGAAAGUUUAUUGGAAUAUAUUUUAAGAGUUGUAGCUGAAAAGAAGAAAACUGUUCUAGUUUCCUUGACAAAACAGGUCUAAACUGAAGGGUUUAAUGGAUCAGCACAAAUGGGGGCAAAGUUCUGUAACACGGACAGAUACUCUGACUUUUUAGUGCCUUCAGUGAAGUCUGAACUUGGCAUUGACCUGAAGACCUGCUCCUUUAUGCUCUCAGAGCUCUCAGCCAUUUAUGUGGAUCACAAGACUGGCAAGAAAUGUGUGGAGGGAUUGUUAACCUUUCCUACCCUUUCCUGCAAAUACUCUUAACUCCUCCUUAGUAUAAAAACACAGUCUGUUAGACUUUAGAUUAAGAAAUUAUCCUUAAUGUAACUUUCUCAGGCCAUGCUCCAGACGCGAAGCCAUUAUGUGAUGCUGGUUGCAUCCACUCCACAUCACCGGAGCGCAGCUCUCGCGCUUGGAUUUGUUGUCUCCGCUGCUGCCGUGUGCUUUGUGGCUGGUCCUGCUUCAUUUGUGCACAGGCCAGGCGAGCUAAUAGCAGCAUUUCUGGGCGGCAGAGUGCAGUCAGAUUAAUCAAGACUUGCCGAAUUACAGUCACUGUGGUAAAGGAUGCUUUCUCUGACAGCUGAAUAAAUUAUUUCUCAUUUAGGGUACAUCUGUGCCAGGUUAACGAUGAGUAAAUGGAUUUGGUACCUGGCUGGGAAUGUUUAUGAUGCUUUUGCAAGACCAAGCCAAGUGCGGUUUUGAUUAAGGACUCUUGACCAGAGGUUAGGAAGGGCCUCUCAGCUCCCUCUGCUUCGUAUGAGGAAUAAUCAUUCCUCGGGUUUGUGGGCCUCCAGUGCUGUCACACGCUGUGGAGUGAAUACAGAGAUUAAAUAGUUUUCUAAAGAUAGAAGCACUGACAAUGUGCUAAUAGUUCCACUGCACCUUUGCAGGGGCUGACAGUGUCCUUGCACAUGACUGGUUCACGGCAUCCUUAGAUUAAAGCCCGCUUGUCUGCUUUUGUUCCUUUUUCUCCUCCGAAUCUUUACUGUUGCAUUUUCCUGUAGGAUCCGGCGCUGCCUGGAGUUAGUUACUGCUUUUCCCUCGGGGGGCGUUACGUGGUUCUGUUUGCUGUCUGUCACUGAGCCUCUAUGGCUAUGAAUCAAACGCUGCUGUGCUUGCAGCAUAGUAAAACACACUUAAGAUGGCUUGGUUUACAGUCUCAGGGAAGGCAGCAAUGUUCACACUGAGGUGCUAAAUUCGGGCUGUAGCUCCACGGUGACUUCAGCUGUGAGGGCUGGCAAUGGGGUCCAGCCCCCCUUCUCGUGCUCCAGCCCUUCCUUCGUGCUGUCUGUGAUGCCUGUCUGCUCCCACACUGACCCGUUUGGCACACCGAGCCGGCACAAAGCUAACCUGGCGCCAGAAGGAGAAAAUUGGCUCUUGCCAACAGAGCCAGGGGAAUUCCAGUCACAGCAAAGGAGGGGUGAGACCAGGCAGGUGGCAAUGUAGGGAUGCAGCAAUGCCCUUUUGGUAUCUGAUGGCUCUUGGAUGGGCCCAGCUGUCCGCCGAAGCCUACGUCAAGCCGGGGGGGCGACACCUCUGGGGACCUUGGGGGCAGGAACAGCAGGGAGGCUGCUCUGCUGCUGCAGGGCUGGGGCCCAUCUUUCCCCCAGGGACAGAGGGGGCUUAAGGGCUCUGGGUACCUGCACUUCUUGAUUAGUGAUAUGGUUUAGUGGAGGACUUGUCAGUGUUAGGUCAGAGGUUGGUCUAGGUGAUCCCGGAGGUCUCUUCCAACCUAGAUGAUUCCGUGAUUGUUGCUGCUCUUUUCUGCCUUUCCCAAUUCAGUCAUUUUAAUAAGCUGCCCACCAUCAGUGGGUUCAGAAAUGAUAACCGUAAAUGAAGACUUUGACUGGAAAUACUGUUUCUCGCUUGGUAAGCUUGCAUAAACUUGCACACAAUUCAGCACACCUGGGCUUUCAGCCUCUGCUCAGCCCAGCAUCUCAUACAACAUCUGCAGAGACCAGGGAGCUGUAGUACUUUGAAGCAGUAAAAUUCUUACACGUGAGCUUGCUGGUUAAGUAUAUCUUAGCUGGAACUAUUCACAGCCAGGUAAUCCUUUAUCUUGCAAUAUUCCAGCAGCCAGUCUCUCUCCUCUCUGGGUCUGCUCGCCCAGAGUAGUGGCAAAGGGGCAUGUUAUUACCACGUAAAGCCUGGCUCUCUUGGUUUCAGAUUCUCUCAUUUGAGGCAGGAAAAUCCUCCUUCUCUGCAUUUCUGGAUAGCCAGAGUUUCACAGGCUGCUGUUCUCUUGGGAUACUCUGAAGGAAUCAUUUGAGGCUUUCGGCUACAGGGCACAAUGAGUGGGCAAAUUUAUUACUGCUAAGCUUUGUUCUGGAUCUUCUUGAGGCUCAUAUUAAGUAUUUCUUAAUUGGCUCUAAAUUAUAAUAAUGUGUCAAGUAGAGCAUGAGAAGAUCUGCAGCAUACCACUAAGCAGAGGAACUGGUAUGGUUAUUUGGCGGUCUCUGUUUGUAACAUAACCUUUCAGAGCAACUUCCUGUCCCAUGGACCCCAUCACGAGGGAAAUGAACUAAAAUUAUUGUGAUGUAUGAGAAUUUACUGAACUAACAUCCUUUUGUGGGUGAGAAAUAACUGCCCUUCAGUGGCCAGUGUUGGCAAAUACCGAUUUAAGGAUGAAAACACUCCGACUGUGUUUCUUAAUUCAAAUACUAGAACUGCUGGACCUUCUCAUUCCUUGUUAUAUCCAAGAAGGAAUGGCAUCCUCGCGUUGCCUUCCAAUAACUAGUCAAGCCUGUCUUUUGCUAAAUUCUGAGGUAGCAUCAGCAAUACAGUGUGCCACAUAAAUUGCUGCACCUAGUGCUGUUUUGUCUUUUAUUUCUUUCAUCCUGCUUUUCUCCACAGCGGGAGACAGCUCAGAAAGCUGAGUAAUGGAAGCAUUUUCAUGAUCCCACCAUUAAUUCAUGGUACUAUGGCAAGAGGCUAUCAGAAUGAAUAAUGCUAAUGGUUGGGAUGGGAUAUUCUAGUGUAAGACAAGAUUACGGGUUUCUAAUUCCUCACCAUUCACUUCAGUCCCCGACAAGAGGAGAUCCUUCACAGCAAACCUGUGGUUCAGCAACCUGCUAGGUUUCUCAGCUCUUGGCUUAGCAGUGAGGUGAUUCCCUAAAAAUCCUCUUUCUGCUUCUUAGUGCAUUUAUUUUUAGUGCUUAUGGUACAGAAUCGUUCUUAGACUGUUGUGAAAUUGAAGUGUAGUAGCUGAAAUUUCUGCCUGUUUUAUAUGCACAUUUUAUAUAGUAGCUUCAGAUGUGUUCUUUAUGUUAAUAUUCUUAAUGUUCUUUUCUUCAGGUAUUGAAUUAAAACUAUUUUAAAAUAUUAAUUUUAUUUUAUUCUACCAGAGUAAGCUGCAGGGAAAGUUACAUAAUGCCACCUAAAAUAACAGUGAUACAUCCCAAAGUCAUUUUUGAGGGUAUCUGACUGAUUUCUAGAAGAGAAUUUUUGGGACAGCUGCUUCUUGGAUUUGCCUUUCUAAGGCAGAGCUAAGAGGCCACCUCUGCUGCUGGUUUAGGUCAAGAAAUACAAGUAAGGAAACAGGUGAAUGGAGAGGUUCUGCUUGGGACUUUUGCUAAGGGAUGCCAAAUGCAUGUUUUCUUCUUUUCAGAGACUGUUCCUUGUGUCAAGAUGUAAUUUCACAAAGUUUCCCCAAUAGCUCGUGCCCAGAGGUUUCACGGUCUCUCCAAAGGUGCAUUGUGCUCACUUCUGGCCCAGUGCUCUCAACGCAGUUGUCCGAGCAGAGCUUUCCCGUCCCUGGAGCUGGUGUAGUUGUGUUCCACGGGCGCCAAACUCCGCAUGAAGCUGCUCUGCAGCUGCUCUUUCCAAAAAGGUUCCCUCAAAUUCUCUCAAUGCUGAACUUAUUUAUGUUUUCAGAUGUGAACUCGAUGUUGUCUGUCCGCACAUGAGUAGCACGUGUGCAGCCUACCAUAGAUGUGUCUGCGCAGGAUUUAGGAGGAGGCAGGGAAAGCCCCUCAAACGUGUGUGUGCUUUUACUACAGAAAACCAAGAUGAAGUUGUAUUGUUGAGUCAUCUGUUAGCUGAUCCAAUUUAUACUUUGUUUUCAUGUUUUAAGUGCCUAAUGAUUUUUUGUCGAGGAGGCAAUGGUUUCUCUGUUACAAUGCAUACUUAGAAUUCUGCACUUGUUACCUGUUCUGUAAUAGAACAUUUUUUUUUUGCAGUUUCUGUUUGGAAAUAAAGACUUAUUAGCCAUAA
Messenger RNA from Cygnus olor (mute swan), 8850 nucleotides. RefSeq names its product ST8 alpha-N-acetyl-neuraminide alpha-2,8-sialyltransferase 6 (gene ST8SIA6). The transcript has 9 exons. Lineage: Eukaryota; Metazoa; Chordata; Aves; Anseriformes; Anatidae. The coding region runs from base 16 to 1347 and encodes 443 amino acids. Gene Ontology annotation, molecular function: alpha-N-acetylneuraminate alpha-2,8-sialyltransferase activity. Gene Ontology annotation, biological process: N-glycan processing; oligosaccharide metabolic process. The record is from RefSeq and is a predicted model, not a curated record.